Molecule: messenger RNA, 5961 nt
Organism: Choloepus didactylus (southern two-toed sloth)
Lineage: Eukaryota; Metazoa; Chordata; Mammalia; Pilosa; Megalonychidae
Gene: DCDC1
Product: doublecortin domain containing 1
Exons: 40
Biological process (GO): intracellular signal transduction; regulation of mitotic cytokinesis
Molecular function (GO): microtubule binding
Source: RefSeq, a predicted model, not a curated record
AUGGCAAAAAGAGAAGCAGAAGGUCACAAUGCAGCACUUUCUCAAUCUUCUUUACCAUCCUUGACUAAAUCAACAGAGGUAUCACUGCAAAGCAACCCUAAAGGCACCUUGGAUGGGAAUACUGUGGACCCAAUUCACUCAUAUAUUUUGAAUGAUUUACCAAGGGACUUUAUGUCAUCCCCAGCAAAAGCAGUUAUUAAAACUACUAAAGAUUAUUUGCAGCCUCAGUUUGGCCCCAGCAGACUUUUGCAUUCAGCAGUUGUAUCAGCAGGGUCAGGACUUCAAGAUUGCUCCACACAUCAAACGGCAUCAGAUCAUAGCCAUGAUGAAACAUCAGACCUAGACAGCUACAAAUCAAACAGUAAAAACAAAUCUUGUCUUAUAUCUGAAUCCAAGAGAAACAGACCUGUCAGUGCUCCGAUGGGUCAACUGAGAGUUACAGAAUAUUCUUCUUUAAAAUUUCAGCCAGCCCAGAAUUGGCGUAGACUCUCUCAAACACUGAACUUUCAACCAAGAGUGAUUAGAGUCACAGCUUACCAAAAUGGAUCUAGAACAGUCUUUGCCAAAGUUACUGUAACAACCAUCACCUUGUUGCUGGAGGAAUGCACGGAAAAGCUGAAGCUGAACAUGGCCGCGAGAAGGGUGUUCUUGGCAGACGGCACCGAAGCCCAUGAACCUAAGGAUAUACCCCAUGAAGCCGAUGUUUAUGUUUCAACUGGAGAGCCCUUUUUAGAUCCAUUCAAAAAAAUUAAAGACCAUCUGUUGUUAAUGAAGAAAGCAAGUUGGACAAUGAAUGGGCUGAUGCUUCCUACUGAUGUCAAAAGACGGAAAACCAAGCCUGUUCUUUCUAUCAGAAUGAAGAAACUUGUGGAGAAGACCUCAGUCCGAAUUCUGUUUUUAAAGAAUGGCAUGGGGCAGGAUGGGCAUGAGAUUACAGUGAGAAAGGAAACAAUGGAAAAGGUUUUAGAUACUUGUACAAUGAGAAUGAAUCUAAAUUCACCAGCCAGAUGUCUUUAUGAUUUGUAUGGCAGAAAAAUUGAAGAUUUUUCAAAAGUUCCUCUGCUUGAAAAAUGCCUACAAAAUUCCAUCACACCUUUGAGGGGACCAGUUUGGGUCUCUAAGGGGGAAGGUUUCAGCCCCUCAGGAGCCAAGAUGUACAUCAAAGGAGUUCUUUUGGCCUUGUACCAACGAUUAAAGUCUGCAAAAAUAAAUUAUAAGCAGUUGAACCUUGCCGUGGAGGAACAGAAGGAGAAAAUCACUGAAAAAGUCAUUCUUUCAUUGACAGCAAAAGAGCACCAUAAGGCACAAGAAGAAGUGAGCAGGCUGAUUGAUGAAUUGCAGACAGCUAUCAAAAGCAACAGAGGUCAUCUCUCUAAACUUGGCCCCCAGUUACAGGCUGAGCAGGAGCAGUUCUCCUCUUAUGUCUACCAACACAUUAAAAGCCUUCCAGCAAACAUUCUUCUCCCAGGAGGCCUGCACCUCAAGGUAUUUGAAAAUGGUAAAGACACUGGAGAGGUCUCUGGUUGUAUCAGCAAAAAAGAUUUGAGGCCCAGUAGCCAAACUCAAACUGACGAUGUGAUGGAAAGAUUACUUCUCAAGAUUCACCAAAGGCUUCAAGGUUCUUCCACCAACCCACCAAGCCUCAAUUUUUCUUCAGUCCGGCUCUUUGAUGAGCAUGGUCAAGAAAUUAAGAAUCCACUUUUGCUGAAGAAUGAGCAAAAAAUUUGGGUCUCUUAUGGUAAAGCAUACAGAUCUCCACUGAACCCUGUUCUGGGUUUGACCUUUGACCGAGUGACUGCAUUUUCCAGAAGUGGUAUCACAGUGGCAUAUAAAACCCUUUUGGAUCCUAACACUGUCCUGCUACCUGGAUGUGACAAUUGGGAAGUUUGUGAGGGAUUUCCAGUUCCAGUUACUUUCAACUGUACCAAUCAGCUGAUACCUGCUCAAUUUGAAAAGGUGGAUCUGGAGAACCAUUUCCUACAGAACAAGGUGGAUCCCAAUAUCGUCCUGCAUGCUUCUGUUUCCAUCAGAAAGCACAGUUCUUCAAACAGCAGAAGUCAGAUAAUGCCGUCAACCCUGUGGCCUGUAGCCAGUGUGUGGCUAAUCACGAAGACUGGAAUGAUCCUGAGUCGAGCGAUAACUCAGGGCUGCCUCGCUAUUGGUCAUCCAAUCAGAGUCAAGGCCGCUGAGGGAACAUCAUGGGAAGGAUAUGAAUUAAUCCUACAGAAAAGACACAAUGGAGAUGAUUCUCAGAAGUGGGUGUUUGGAACCGACGGUUGCAUUUAUUCCAAGGCAUAUCCUCAGUUUGUUCUGACAUACCUAGAAGAGCUAAAUGCACAAGUGGAUGUGACCCAGACAGAGCAUCACAUUCACCAUGACACCUGGACCAGAGCUCAUCAGGAAAGCAGCAGCAGCUUAGCAGAAGAGGUCCUACAAGAUAGUGCCAGCAACCCUGGUCUGAAGCAACUGCCAGAACCUUCAGACACUCAUUUAAUGCCAGAAGGUUCUCUGGGGGAGAUGGGUCAGCUGACAGUGGCACUCGUGAGGAAACUGGAAGAGAAACAUCCUAAGGCUUCUGCUCAGAGGUGGGCCAUAAAACAAGAAGGGACCAAUAAACCAGACCAAUGGAAAUAUUCCAGAGUUGAAAAUCCUCUAUGGAACAAGCUUACCUACAUGUGGCCGGUUCUUCCCAGUGGUCAACUUAAUGAGGACUUUGACUGGCCAAUAGAAGGACAGCUUGUUCCGAACAGUCCUCCAAUGAAGAAACCCAUCUGUAAGACACCAGAGCAGUGUGUUCCCAUGAGACUCAGAGUUUUGAGGAAUGGAGACAUGAAUAAAAGCAAAGCCCUAAUUAUAAUUGGUCCAGACAUCCCACCUAGACAGAAAACUCAAAAUGUUGACAUUGAAAGGAAAGAGAAUGUGAAAAUCCAUGUCGGUCAAUAUUCUGAAACAGAAACAAACCAGACGGAAUUUUACCAACUUUUGGAAAGGUGCACUGAAAUUUUAAAUUUACCUUCUGCAGCUCAGAGAUUGUUCAAUGAGAAGGGGAAGGAAAUCUUUGCCUUAAAAGACCUGCAAAGAGAUGAACUGGUAUAUGCUUCAUGUGGAGAACAUUGGAUUAAUCCUGACCUGUCCAUCUCUCAGCAAAAAAAGCAAAUCUUCCUUAGGAACCUAGCAUCAGACAUUUCCAAAAUUCAAACCUUUUGCAGUACACAUAAGAUGGAAACUUUUGUUUUAGAAGUCCAGAGUGACUUUGUGUCUGGAGCCAAGCUUGCUGUGCAUAAACCUGUAGCAAUUUUUGGAGAAGAGAAGCAAAUUAUAGAACAAGAGGAAAAACAAAUGAAAAAAAAUGCUUCAACAACAGAAAAUGCUUCUAGGGAAACUCUAGAUUCACAUGCAAGAGCCCAUCUUCGAAUGAAGACUUGUCACACACUUCUCAGGUAUGCCUGGCAGGAAAAUUCUCGUGACUUUGAUGAGGAUGACAGUCUUCCGAAGAAAAUGGAAAAAGAGCUCUUUGAAAAUUUGGAACCACAGAGGAACACAGGUAAAAAGAAUAGUAAGUUGCAGAAGCUUUGCUAUCAGCAGUUUGAAUACAAAGAUGGGCAGAUGAUAAGCCAUGCUACUCCUCGGCUUGUCUUGGGGAUACAAGGUUCCGACCUCCUAUCUGGCACUGAGGUGGUCUUGGUGGAGAAGAAAUCUGAUGAUGGUUAUCAACGCUGGAUGCACAAGGGAAGCAGCAGGACCUUUCACCUGGUUAGCAACCCGGAUCUUGUGCUGGCAGUGUCUAUGACCAAAGGUGGAAAUGACGACCGUGGCUAUCCCGUUAUUGUUCAGAACUAUAAGCCAUGUAACAAUGGGACUGCCAAUCAAAAGUGGCAUUACAUGGAAAAUACGAAAAUGUUUAUUGCCUUUCAUAGUACUGUGCUGAAUAAGGAAAUCACAGCAGCAAAUUAUGCUGGUAUUUGUACAUCCUCUGUAGUUAAAGAACACAUUGACCAACCUGGAUACUGUUAUCACUCACCUGGUGGCAAGAGAAAAAUGAUGCUGUGCUUGGCUUGUGGACAUUCCAUGAGAGCAGAAAAGGGACUGAAACAGUUGCUUCCUGGGAUCCCAUUCCUCUGUGCCUCUGGGACAGAGACCCAGAAGCCCUUAUUGCUGCGGCCUUUCAAGGUCAUCAGUGUGACCAAGGCUGAUUUAUCAUAUUACGAGGCUGAAAAAACUCUGAGUUACUAUGAAGAACGCCUAUUAUCUUUACGGAUGAAGACCCGCACACAAGCUGUAUCUCAUAGUGGUAUGGCAGCUAUGCACCAGAAGGCAGUGAAAAUAAUUGCAUACAAAAAUGGGCAUGGAUAUCGUAAUGGGAAGUUAAUUGUGGUUGGAACAUUCCCCAUGCUUCUUGCAGAAUGCACAGAACAACUUGGUCUUGCCAGAGCAGCCUCCAAAGUAUAUACCAAAGACGGAACUGCAGUUCUUACUUUGCCUGAUUUGGUUUUAUGGGCUCUAAAAGAAGCCUUUAUCCAGAAAGACUCUAAGGAACAAAAGAAAAGCACAACUCCUGUUGGAACAGAAGAGACAACUGCAAAAAGUGUGAAAGAAAAUCUGAGAAUGAAAGUGAACGCAGUGACAACCGAUAGUUUGAAUGAUAUAGAUGGGUCUCUGCUAGUCCUCGUCCUCAGAAAUCCUAUUGCUGUCUGGGUAUCUUGUGGUGAACCAUUUAUACCUCUGAAUGCUUUGCAGAAAGUAGAAAAAGUAGAAAAAAAGAACUGGCUGAAAAAGGACAAAAUUUUGAAUGAUCUGGAUACCAUGAAACACAAAAUGAGGCAGUUAAAAGGGCGGUGAGUAGCAGCAUGUCAGCCAGCUACAAUGGUUCUCACCCAAAGCCCUGUGCAGCCGGUGGUGUUGGAAGGAGGCUGGACUGAGCAGACUCAAGAGGAAAUUAAACUCAUGGAACUUAUAAGACACACAGAGGCACGCCUUUCUGAAGUCUAAGAACUGCAAUACAAAAAAGAUUCUCCAAUUUCAACUAAAUGUAGGGCAGUUCAGCAGAACAGCCUGUAUAAGCAACCCAACAGAAAACGAGUAUGGAUUUAUCUAAAUGGAGGCAGACCUGAAGAUGGAACUUAUGCCUGGGGCAAAACAAUUUCAGAGCUGCUGGAAGACUGCUCCUCUCGCCUCAAAACGUCUCACCCCGCCAGAGCACUGUACACCCCAGACGGAGAGCUGAUUCAGUCGUGGGAUGACGUAGAGUGAGACAUGGUCAUUUGUGUGUCCUCGGGCCAUGGCUUUGUAACCCAAAAAGAGUUAAAGCGAUCGACAGUGGUUAGAGCAAAUUAUGCCAGGAUCCGAAGGCAGCAAGGGCCUCAAGCCACAGACAUCGUGGUUUCUCCAUCAGCAAAGCUGCUGUCUCUGAUCAUCACAAAAUCAGACGCAAGUAUCCUCAGUAAGUGGAAUUUGGACCCCGUGGUGAUUCACAGCUGGCCCAUGGCUCUAGUUCACUCCUUGCUCUGAACACGUCUCUCCCCUCCUAAGACUAGGACCCCAAGAGAUCAUCAUCAUCAUCACCACAGUCAGUGCCAGGAGUGUCAGGGGGGAGAGUGUGGUCGAGCAGACAUCCAAGAGUUGUCCCCUGAAAGCAGUUCUAUGAAACAGUCUAUGAAGUUGGUCCCCAAACUACUUGGAAAAAGAAAAAGAAAAACAUUGUAAAGACAAAUGUUUAAGUUGCUUUUGUAAUUGAAUUCAUUGUAAUUGGCAAACUGGUAUUCUCUUUUCUCUAUAACGUGGGUAUCACACAGACUGAAAGUGGUGUGGACAGUAGUAGAGAGACUCAAAUGUCAGUGGUAUUUUCUAAGACUAUAUCUGAAAUCUUUUCUACAAAGGGGUAAAAAGUGUCAUCAGAUAUUUCUAAUGGAUUCUCACAAUGCUUUCUCGCAAUUUACAACUCAAAUAAAUCUUGUUUUAAAA